AGCAGACAGAGCCUCAGCCGGCUGCAGCAGCGGUGGAGGGAGGCUCACUAACUGACAGAGAGGAGACAGAGGCAAACCUCCGUCCUUCGCGACACUUAAAACACCCGAAAGUGGAAGGAAAAGGGCGGUGAAAGAGCUGGACCCCGGAGAGAAUUCCGUUCAUUUUUAUUUAUGUUUUGUUUUUCUUCUCUACUUGAGGAUGUACUGUGUCCGCUGGCUAACCAGGUAGAGCGGCAGAGACUUGACUGGAUUUUCAUCACACCGCCGCUGCCGCCCAGUCGUUUGCUUCGGCAGGCAGAAACGGAGCCACGUACGGCGGCGGCCACUCAGCCACUCAGCCCCGACAGUGAGGAGGAGGAGAGCCAGUGACACGAGGAGCCACUUUCUUUUCGUAUUCCCACACAGCUUUAAUGAAGAGGCAAACCUGCUAACAUUCAUGCAGAAGGGACCCUCUUCAACAAGUAUGGGGUCACCAUGGAAACCAUUUCUCCUUCUGUCUGUCAUCAGUGGCCUUUCAGAUUUCGCAAGAGCUGUCGCAGCACGGCCUAUAUCGUACGCCGCAGUGUUACGACUGAGGCCGGACAGCUCUUCAUCCGUGCUCAACACGCGCAGCAGAUCCAGACAACCCCACAGUGGUGGGCUGGUGACGACUGACUGGCCUGUUUUCUCCAGUCACCCACUGUCAGCCCUGAGUCUGCUCAGCUCUCAGGAGGACUAUCGUAGCGAAGAAAGCGAAGAGUUCGGGCCCCUAUUUGUUCAAGAGCCGGACGAUGCUAUUUUUCCACUGGAUUCUAACGACAAGAAAGUGAUGAUGCACUGUGAAGCGCGGGGAAAUCCAACACCUAAGUACAGUUGGUACAUCAAUGGGACAGAAGUGGACUCGGAGGCGGAUUACCGCUACACUUUAAUUGAUGGAAACUUGAUUAUCAGCAAUGCGAGUGAGACCACGGACUACGGCAAGUACCAGUGUAAAGCAGAGAACAGCGUCGGGACCAUCUUGAGUCGAGAUGCUCACGUACAGUUUGCAUAUCUUGGUGCUUUCAGUGGGAAGACCCGAGGCGGGGUCUCGGUGCGUGAAGGCCAAGGUGUGGUUCUCAUGUGUACCCCUCCUAAUCAUUCACCAGAGAUUAUCUACAGCUGGGUGUUCAAUGUGUUCCCCUCCUUUGUUGCCGAGGACAGCCGGCGCUUCAUCUCCCAGAACACAGGCAACCUGUACAUCUCAAAGGUGCAACCAUCUGACGUGGGGAGUUACAUCUGUCUGGUGAAGAACACGGUGACAAAUGCCAGGGUUCUGAGCCCUCCAACGCCUCUGACACUGAAAACUGACGGUGUCAUGGGUGAAUAUGAGCCCAAAAUUGAAGUGCAUUUCCCUACAUCUGUUCUGGCUGCCAAAGGAGUCACUGUCAGGCUGGAGUGCUUCGCUCUGGGGAAUCCAGUGCCAACAAUCACCUGGAGGAAGAUAAAUGGCAACAUCCCCAAGAAGGCACGGCUCCGGAAGUCGCAGGCUGUGCUCGAAAUCCCCAACAUCCAACUGGACGACUCAGGAACUUACGAGUGUAAGGCUGAGAAUCCGAGAGGAGGGACUGCUUUCAAAGGACAUCUACAGGUCUACACCUUCCCUCUGUGGGUGAGAAUGAUUAAUGAUACUCAGAUGGAUAGCGGCGAGAAGCUCCAAUGGGAGUGCAAGGCCACAGGGAGGCCCCGGCCCACCUAUCGCUGGCUUCGUGACGGCUUGCCCUUGACAUCCCAGGGUCGCGUUGAAAUCGUGAACGGAGAUCUGACCAUUUACAAAGUGCAGCAGACAGACUCGGGGAUGUACCAGUGUGUUGCAGAAAAUAAAUACGGGGCCAUCUACUCCAGUGCUGAACUAAAGAUUUUAGCAUCAGCACCCGUUUUUGUUCCCAAUCCCAUACGGGUCAUUGCCACGCUUGGAAAAGACGUGUCGCUCGAAUGCAAACCCAGAGCAUCACCGAAACCACGGAUCACAUGGAAGAGAGGAGACAGGAGGAUACAGCCGAAUAAAAGGAUUAUGUUGUUACGGAACAACACUUUAAGGAUUGUUAACUCCAGCCGAGCGGAUGAGGGGAACUAUGUGUGCCGGGCGGAGAAUCAGUUUGGCUCGGCAGAGAUGACUGCCAUACUGUGGGUAAAAGAGGCCAUGCGUGUGGAGCUUAGCCCGAUCCGGGUGGAAGUCACUGUGGGGGAGAGCGUGGUGCUGAGCUGCAGAGCGACACAUGACACAUCGCUGGACGUGGCCUUCCAGUGGUUCUUCAAUCAGAGGCCCAUCAACUUCCAGCAGGAUGGCAGCCAUUUUGAAUACAUCCAAACAGUAAGAGUGAGACAGUCUGCAACAGUGGAUCUGAUGAUCAGGAGCAUAUUACUGAAGCAUGCUGGGAAGUAUGGGUGUCGGGCGCAGACCAUUGCCGACACUGUGUUUGCAGAGGCUGAACUUCUUGUGCGGGGUCCUCCUGGACCUCCUGGCGUGGUGAUAGUGGAGGAGAUCACAGAUACCACAGCCACCCUGUCAUGGACCCGUGGCCUAGACAACCACAGCCCUAUCACCACCUAUAAUUUACAGGCCCGCAGCCCAUUUUCUCUCGGCUGGCAAACUGUCAAAACAGAUCCAGACCCAGUGACUGGGGACAUGGAGUCGGCUAUCGCUGUGGAGCUCAACCCCUGGGUGGAGUAUGAGUUUAGGGUGGUGGCCAGCAACGCCAUCGGGACUGGAGAUCCCAGUGCACCUUCGAGAGCAGUACGGACUAAAGAAGCAGUUCCGGCAGUGGCGCCAGCCAACGUGAGUGGAGGGAAUGGUCGCAGGCAUGAACUGGUCAUCUCAUGGGAGCCGGUGUCUGAGGAGUUCCAAAAUGGCGAGGGCUUCGGGUACAUCGUCGCAUUCCGGGCCAACGGAACCCGAGGCUGGAAGGAGAAGAUGGUGACUUCGGCGGAUUCCACGACGUACAAAUACCGAGACGAGACCUUCCCUCCCCUCACUCCGUUCGAAGUCAAAGUGGGAGUGUACAACAAUAAGGGAGACGGACCAUUCAGCAAAGUGGUUAUCAUCCACUCUGCAGAGGGGGAACCGAGGGAAGCGCCGACAGACGUGAAAGCUCACAGCAUCUCCGCAUCAGAGAUCAGGAUCACAUGGAAACCUCCCAACCCCGGUCCCGGGCGACCCAGAGGAUAUGAGGUCAGCUACUGGAAAGACAUGGAGCAGGAAGAGUCGAGCAAAAAACAAAGAACGGUGAAAAACGAAACAUCCACAGUCCUGACUCAACUGGAAGGGAACAGUCUGUAUCUCAUCACGGUGAAAGGCUUCAACAGCAUUGGCCAAGGUCCUGCAAGUGCUGCUGUCACAGCCAGGACCAGGAAAGCCCCGCCGGCUCAACCUCCAGCCAGCCUCAUGUGGAUUCAAGAGGGCAACAACGUGUCAUUAAGCUGGGAUCCGGUGAAAGCAAAAGACAAUGAAUCUGAUGUCAUCGGGUACAUGGUGUUAAUCAAACAGGAGGGCAGAGGCUACAGCCAGGUGACAAGAACCAUAAACCCGUCCACCAUGCUCUCACUGCCGGAGGGGGGCACCUAUAUCAUUGAGGUGCGCGCUCUCAGUGAAGGAGGAGAAGGAGCCGUCAGCUCCCAGGUUCGAGUCGUCACCUCCUCCGGUGUUCGUGCAAAAAGCAACCAGUGCUCGGUGCACUCGCCGCCGCAGAGCCUAACAUGGGCAGCACUGUUGCUGGUUCUUCUGGUGCCUUCAGCUUCCUGGUGAGGCCACUGUGCCGUCCUCAUGUCCACAGAGGGAGCCACCAGUCUUUGCUCCCUCACUCCCUCUGACUGCCUGCUUGCUUUGGCCUUACCCGUCCCAAAGGGCCCAAGGACUGCCGAAGGGGGUCGAGUCUGCCAGUCAACCAUACAGCUCCUCUCACUUCAUCCUUUUUUCGAGU
Solea senegalensis (Senegalese sole) is the source of this 3935-nucleotide messenger RNA. It is a transcript of the gene cntn5, whose product is annotated as contactin 5. The record is from RefSeq and is a predicted model, not a curated record. Gene Ontology annotation, molecular function: protein binding. Bases 437 to 3760 code for a protein of 1107 amino acids. The transcript is spliced from 24 exons. Lineage: Eukaryota; Metazoa; Chordata; Actinopteri; Pleuronectiformes; Soleidae. Gene Ontology annotation, biological process: cell-cell adhesion.